This is a messenger RNA of Sodiomyces alkalinus F11, 608 nucleotides long. RefSeq lists its product as hypothetical. The record is from RefSeq and is a predicted model, not a curated record. The coding region runs from base 262 to 579 and encodes 105 amino acids. Lineage: Eukaryota; Fungi; Ascomycota; Sordariomycetes; Glomerellales; Plectosphaerellaceae. The transcript has a single exon.
UGCUUCUUCCACAGCCAUGGCUCAAUGACAACAGACGCAAGCUUCCCCGUCGCCAAUCGAAGAUCCUUCAAUUGUCUCCACGGAGAACCUGUAUCCCAAGCCUAGACGUCGACGACCCUGCCGAAAGUCCAUUGGAAGAAGUUCCGGGCUUCCUCGAAUCAGCUCAUACAAUGUCCCGUACAGCCAAGCUCACCUUUGCGGCGACGUCCCUUUUCACCAUCAGCACAGUCGCCAUCGUCCAUUGGCAACAGAAGAUGGAGAAUGAUGCAUGUCCCGUUCCUUUCUCCCUUGGCAUACCUACCCCUUCUCUUGAUUAUCCAACCCCGUCUUCUAUCUCCGAGGCAUCCACCGCUGACCAUAGGGGAUUCCCACCUUCGCUUGCAGGCUAUGCACCAAGGCGUCAUUCGCGACAUGGAGCAGCAGCGCAUCAAGCGCGAACGCCAGCUUGACUUCGAAAUGCAGCGCGCCCUCGAGGAGGAGUACAAGAAGGAGCAGACUGUUCGAGACACGACGGCGGCCGGGCCACAAAGGCCGGGCUUGGGGUCACAAGUAGGAUCAGCGUCACCAACAGAAACAUAACAUUCGGCCGUCCGUCCACCUACCUACCG